GAGCCGGAUGCGCGGUGCACACUGGAAACCGGAAGUAUAGGCGCAACGACCAAAACUGUCCCUUCUUCCCCCUCCCCCCAAACGCCCAACUUCUGUCCUAACACUCCCGGAGUUGUUGUGGCUUGAGUUUUUGCGCGUCCGUCUCGGUCGGAGUGUGAGGGGAACGUGAGCGUGGAGACUCCCGGUUCGGUGCCAUGGGUCCCCUGGGCAGGAGCAGGACUCUGAGGUUCGGAUUCCCCAUGUUGCUGCUUAUUAUUGGUGGAUCCUUCGGCCUCCGUGAAUUUGCACAGGUUCGCUAUGAUGUUCAAAAAGUGAAGAGGAAGAUUGAUCCAGCUCUUGAAGCUCAGUUAAACAAGAAUAAAAACAAGGUUUCGGUGGAAUCAGAGUAUGAGAAACUACAGCAACAGAACUUGGAUGACUGGGUAAACAUCCGAGGACCACGUCCCUGGGAAGAUUCAAAAUCCUACCAAGAACAGCAGCGGAACAGCCAAAAUGCAAACAGUAUCAUUAACAUGAAACACUGAUCUUGAUCUGUUUACAUCUGAUCACUGAUAUAGCUGAGCUGAGCUGAUGAUCUGAGUUGGUGGCUUUUCCUGAAAAUCUUUGCACUUUUGCAUAGAUUUAAGAGAUGAUACUUUAUUGCAAUAUAAUUUAAAAUGGCAAAUUGGAGACUGUGAAAAAGGAUCUAUUGUAAAUUGUUUCCAAUAUAUGUUUGACUUUUGUUUUCUAAUAAAAUAGUCCUCAAGAUUUCA
Stegostoma tigrinum is the source of this 752-nucleotide messenger RNA. Its product is annotated as cytochrome c oxidase assembly protein COX16 homolog, mitochondrial. The transcript is spliced from 4 exons. The record is from RefSeq and is a predicted model, not a curated record. The coding region runs from base 195 to 524 and encodes 109 amino acids. Gene Ontology annotation, cellular component: mitochondrial inner membrane. Lineage: Eukaryota; Metazoa; Chordata; Chondrichthyes; Orectolobiformes; Stegostomatidae. Gene Ontology annotation, biological process: mitochondrial respiratory chain complex IV assembly.